Molecule: messenger RNA, 673 nt
Organism: Drosophila sechellia
Lineage: Eukaryota; Metazoa; Arthropoda; Insecta; Diptera; Drosophilidae
Exons: 1
Coding region: 30-629 (199 amino acids)
Source: RefSeq, a predicted model, not a curated record
AGUUGAAAGUGGUUGCUAGUUUGGAAAAUAUGCGUCUGUUCGUGGCUCUGGUUUGUGUCAGUUUGGUGGCAGUGUCAUCUGCCCAGUUGUCCCUGCGCGGAAGAUUGGGACGCUCUGCGAAGGUGGACUUGUCAGUGGAGCCACCCACAUUGCUGGCCAAGGCAGCUGGAAUUGUGCCCACUGUGCUUGUGAAGAAUGCCGGCAUCGUGCCCACUGUGCUGGUGAAGAAUGCAGCCCAAAUCCUACCUGCCGUCAAUGUUGCCGCCGAUGUGGAAACGCCCAGCAUCCUGCCUCAAGUGUCCAACAACAUCUUGCCCUACUAUCCCCGCUACUGGCCCGACUAUGGAUCCUUUGGCUAUCCCGGCGACUGGAACGGUCCCAGCUACUGGGACAACAACUACUACGACUAUGGAGCACCCUAUCUGCGCAGACGUCGUCUUGUUAAGCCCGUUCUGUCCCCUGCCGUGAUUAGUGCACCCACAAACUCCGACUCCUCGUCCACCACCACCACAACCACCACCGUGUCUGGUGAGGAUUCGCCAGCUGUGACUACCGAUGUCGUUCCCGAUCAGGCUGACGCUUCCGAAAAUCAGAUUGCUGAACCCGUGUUCACCACCCAGGUGAUCUAAGGAGAGGUCUGAAAAAUAAUAAUUGAAGCUAAUAUAUUGAGCAA